This is a messenger RNA of Labrus bergylta (ballan wrasse), 3379 nucleotides long. It is a transcript of the gene fam72a, whose product is annotated as family with sequence similarity 72 member A. Gene Ontology annotation, cellular component: cytosol. The record is from RefSeq and is a predicted model, not a curated record. NCBI's taxonomy places the organism in Eukaryota, Metazoa, Chordata, Actinopteri, Labriformes, Labridae.
AGUUGUAAACAAAGCUGACAGCUAUUUAGUUAGCUGUUAACUUACAUCUGAAUGGAUGCUGAGCCAGUCGUGUAAAAGGGGCUAGUUUGUCAUAGGAGACGUGUAAUUCUUCCUGAUACAACUUGGCUUUUCUUUCAUAUAAAAAACGCUUCGCGGAAACAUAUAUUUGUUGAAGAUCUCCUGUUAGCUGUCUUCCGUUAGAAGGCUAACGUCUCAACAAGGACGUUAUAAUUAGAUAACGACACACCUGAGCUGAACGGAUAUUGAUUAUAUAUCAGUAUCUGUUUUUUUCUGUUUGAAUUGUUUUCUGGAGGCAGAAAGAGAGAGAGAGAGUUCAUUAGCAGGACAACAAUGUCUACAUCCAACGCUAAUUUCAAGAACAAGUGUGUGACCCAAGUGAACUGUAUAUUCUGUGACAGUCUUCUGUGCACAAGAGGCAUGAAAGCAGUGCUGCUAGCAGACACCGAGGUUGAGCUUUUUUCCACUGACAUACCCCCCAACAGAACUGUUGACUUUGUGGCCAGCUGCUACUCCACUGAAAGCUGCAAAUGCAAACUGAGAGACAUCGCAUGUCUCAAGUGUGGUAAUGUUGUGGGCUACCAUGUUGUGGCCCCCUGUAAACCCUGCCUGCUUUCCUGUAACAACGGCCAUUUCUGGAUGUUCAAUAGUGAUGCUGUUUCUACUCUCAACAGACUGGAUUCGACAGGGUUGAAUCUGCUAUUGUGGGGAGAUCUUCCCGAGCUGGAUGACAGUGAGAAUGAAGAAUCAGAAAGCCCAUCAGAGGAGGAGUGUAUUAGGUAGAGAGGUGAAUGGACAAUGUGAGAGACGAGGAAUGCCAACAUUUAAGAGGCAGAGCUAGAAGAGUGUACAAACCAUGCAGAGAAAACUAUGAAGCCUUAAAGGGUAAUUUAAUACUGUUAAAAUGUGGCAGAAACUUCUGCAGCACAGCUCUUUGUAAGUCUAAAACUUAAACGAUGGUGCACACCUGGCAACACGCCGAUCAGUGAUGUCACAACAGGUAUUCAUUUUGCCUUUUGUUAACUGAUGGAGAUCACCAACUGUGGCAUCAAUGAUCGGCGCAAAGCGUGCACCGAGUAUGAACCCUGAAAACAGGACAAUAAACUGUUUUGCCCUACACGGUUAAGUGUUGAAUUACCCUUUAACUUGUUGCCAUACCGAUCACCACUUUUCACUGUUAAAAGCACAGACAUGCACACUUUCAAACACAAUCCUUCCUCACUUUCGAGUUCAUUUUUUGGUGGACCGUGACCGAGAAUGAUGUACAGCUAGUGCAUUCUGCUUGGCUUUGAUCGGCUUCACGGGCGAUAAGGAGUGUGAGAGUGGAAUCCUCCAGGGAAUGCUGUGUAUUCAAGCUGUUAACAUUUUUUUCAUUUUCUGGAGAAAUGACCAUGACAUUCAGCCACCGUCUUUUUUAUGGCGGUUAUAAUCUGUGCAUUGAACAUGGUGUAAUAAGCCAUGUCUCCAGGCUUAUACUCUUGGUGUGGCUAGCUGCCGACUGAAAAGUUCGGGUGCUUUUGGAGUCGACGUGUGAGAGAAAUAGCACAAUUAGUGAAUGAUGUUUAUCUGUGAGUACCUUGCUUUUGAAGGGCAUAUUUGAUUGAGGUUAUCUUGCCGUCUGGCGUUCUAUCAGCGAUACAUUUUUGAUAUGCUAAUGCAGUGUUCGUUACACAUCUAGCGGCAGCAGUAUUUAUUCAACAUCCAGAUUAAUCUGACUGUAGCGGCAUCUGAUACUAACAUACUAAUUUGUAUCUUUGGUAUGCAUACUUACCCUGAAGCAGCUGAAUUUUAUUGUUGAGAGUUCAAAUGAGGUAACGAAUUCCCAGAUUGAUGAUAUGGGAAGGAUGGAAUGGUAACUAACAGAGGUUAUACCACAUAACGUUUUAUCCUUAAGGAAAAUGGUAGCAUGGCAUUCGUCCAUGUUUCAUUUUACUAUUCAGUUUUAUGUUGCAGCACAAUUGUAGCACCUGAAGAGAAAAAAAUAAUUCAACUCCUAAGAAUCAUGGGACAUAUCAAUUUUGAAUUUAUGGACUGCUAAGAUAGUUGUGUCACAAUGUGCCAGUUUAUUAACACAGCAUUUCAGAAUUCUCAAUUCUCAGCGUUCUGCUAGCCUUACUGUACUUUACUCGAUUUCCCUGAAACUGAACCCCCUGUUGUUAAAACUGUGGAUUUGGCUUGAUGCUGUAUUUUAAAGUUUCUCUUCCGUGCCCUGCUGAUACUUUGAUCAUGUCUUACACUUACAAUCUCUUUGAGAAGAAUAGUAUAAGAUUUGCCUGUAUUUUCAGCAAAUGCUGUUCAAGGAGCUUACAUAGAAUGUUAUCUUUCCUGAAAGAAAUGGAAACAGGAAGUAGGUGUUUGUUUGUUUUUUAAUUUAAAUCAGCCUCUAUAUUGGUUAAUGCUAUAGCUUUAAGUUGUGGUAAAUGCACAAAGAGGUGGAGGAAUUUGUCCAGAUUUUCAUGUUUUUCACCUUAAAGGUAUAACUGACAAACGGCUACACUUGCACGCCAAAUACUGUGGUUUAACUGAUAAUACAGUGCAGCAGCUCUAGGUAUUUAUUAAACCCACAAACCAAAUAUCUAUAACCACAUACUUCCUUUUCGUUUACAAAUUUUGUUUACAAUUGCAUCCGUUUCUGUGUGUUAGUCGUUUUAUUUUAUGUUUCGUUUUUUUUUCAACCCAAAAUUUAAAAAAGUUAGGACAUUGUGUAAGAUGUGAAUAAAAAACAGAAUUUGAAACAUUGAAACCCGAUGUUUAGGAUAAAAAGCAGCAAGACAACAUGUCAAAUGUUGAAACUGGGAAACGUAAUUUUUUUUGGAAAACAUUAUGCCAAGUUGCCGACAACAUGUUUUAAAAAAAAGUCUGGAGACUGGAAACUGUGUUUGUGUUUUAAACAAAAUAGAAUUCUGGGAUUUGAUUGUCUACAGAUAAUGUUAUCAUUAUUGAUAUCUCAUCAAUUUUUGUAUUUGUGCUAUUUUCAAUUAGAUAUGGGGUUUCAAUCAUUUCUGAAUCAGUACAUUCAGUUUUUGACAUUUUACACAACAUCUCAAAGUUUUUUUGAAUUUGUGGUUGUAUUUAAUAUUUCAUUUGCGAUGUAGUGCUUAAUUUUGUACGUUCAAAGUUUGAUGUGUACAGUGUUACCUCAUGAAGGUAUCAUUGCGAGCUUCCUCUGGCUAGGACAAUUGUCAAAAGAUAAUCGAAAUAAUGAUAUAAAUGGCUGUUCCUGAUGUGAAUAACUGAUUAACAUGACCUGCUGAAAAAUGUAUAUUUUGGAAUUGCACUGAAACUGCAUUGGUAGUUUGAGAAGAUACUGUGUUGUUUUAUAUGCUUGUUAAAUUAAUAAACUUUUCUUUUUAAAAAAAUA